Molecule: messenger RNA, 1729 nt
Organism: Cynara cardunculus var. scolymus (artichoke)
Lineage: Eukaryota; Viridiplantae; Streptophyta; Magnoliopsida; Asterales; Asteraceae
Product: developmentally-regulated G-protein 2
Exons: 12
Coding region: 209-1408 (399 amino acids)
Biological process (GO): cytoplasmic translation
Cellular component (GO): cytoplasm
Molecular function (GO): GTP binding; GTPase activity
Source: RefSeq, a predicted model, not a curated record
GGAGUUGGAGUUGGAAUUGCAACAGACGACGUACGAUAACGCAUUCAUGAUUCAUCCACCAUCACACUAGUCGUGAAAAGGGGGGUAGCAGCCAUCACUACCAUCGUUGCCGAUUCUUUCUAACUCGACCUCAGCCCUAAAACCCCUGCCGUAAUCAAGCGCACAACUUCUCCCUUUUAUCCAUCCACACAUCCGCUCAUAAAGAAAGAUGGGGAUCAUAGAAAGGAUCAAAGAAAUUGAAGCCGAGAUGGCUCGAACUCAGAAAAAUAAAGCAACAGAAUAUCAUUUGGGUCAGCUGAAGGCUAAGAUAGCAAAGCUAAGGACACAAUUAUUAGAGCCACCCAAAGGUUCUAGUGGAGCUGGAGAGGGUUUUGAGGUUACAAAAUAUGGCCAUGGUCGUGUCGCACUUAUAGGAUUUCCAAGUGUGGGAAAAUCGACACUCUUAACCAUGUUGACGGGAACACAUUCAGAAGCUGCAUCAUAUGAAUUUACAACUCUGACAUGUAUUCCUGGGAUUAUUCACUACAAUGAUACUAAAAUUCAGUUGCUUGAUCUUCCUGGAAUUAUCGAAGGGGCCUCUGAGGGUAAGGGGCGUGGUAGGCAGGUUAUUGCAGUUUCGAAGUCAUCAGACAUUGUGCUGAUGGUUCUUGAUGCUUCAAAAAGUGAAGGGCAUCGACAAAUAUUGACAAAGGAGCUGGAAGCUGUUGGCUUGCGCUUAAACAAGAAACCACCACAAAUAUACUUCAAAAAGAAAAAAACUGGGGGUAUUUCCUUCAACAGCACCAUGCAAUUGACUCAUGUGGAUGAAAAGCUUUGCUACCAAAUUCUACAUGAAUACAAGAUUCACAAUGCAGAGGUGUUAUUUCGUGAGGAUGCCACUGUGGAUGAUCUGAUCGAUGUUAUAGAAGGAAAUCGUAAGUACAUGAAGUGUAUAUAUGUCUACAACAAAAUAGAUGUUGUAGGUAUCGAUGAUGUUGACAAAUUAGCACGUCAACCGAAUUCUAUCGUUAUUAGCUGCAACCUAAAGCUGAAUUUGGAUAGACUGCUUGCAAAGAUGUGGGAAGCAAUGGGGCUAGUCAGGGUUUACACGAAGCCACAGGGCCAACAACCUGAUUUUGGCGAUCCUGUGGUUCUUUCUGCUGAUAGAGGUGGGUGCACUGUAGAAGACUUCUGUAACCAUAUACAUAGAAGCCUGGUGAAAGAUGUGAAGUAUGUUCUGGUCUGGGGCUCAAGUGCAAGGCAUUACCCCCAGCACUGUGGGCUUAGUCAUGUUCUUCAGGAUGAGGAUGUCGUUCAGAUCGUCAAGAAAAAGGAGAGGGAAAGCGAAGGAAGAGGCCGGUUCAAGUCACACACAACUGGCCCUGCUCGAAUUGCUGAUAGAGAAAAGAAGGCUCCUCUGAAGACUUAAAACAUCUCCUUGGCUACUAAUACUGUGUUUUUUGUGGGGUUUGGAAGCUGGCAGAUGAAAAAAUAUCAAAAUUUUGAGAGCAUUCUUGUGUUACCACCAGCUUAAAAAUCUUUUUGUAUCGUUUUGAUCGGACAUAGGUAAUGUUUUCAUUAUUGAACCCUUAAACCUUGUGAGGCUAAUAUUUUACGCUGAACCGAGGAACAGACGAUGAUACGUGUUUCGGAGUUUCUGUUGGUACUCAAAUGUGGUUUUAGAAAGCUUUCGCUUUGUUUCACUCUUUUAAGUUUCAAAUUGUUGGUACUCGGUUCCAUUUAGAGGUGC